Molecule: messenger RNA, 675 nt
Organism: Debaryomyces fabryi
Lineage: Eukaryota; Fungi; Ascomycota; Pichiomycetes; Serinales; Debaryomycetaceae
Product: GNAT family N-acetyltransferase
Exons: 1
Coding region: 1-675 (224 amino acids)
Molecular function (GO): acyltransferase activity, transferring groups other than amino-acyl groups
Source: RefSeq, a predicted model, not a curated record
AUGACAGUUGAGAAAGCCAAAUUUGAAUAUUUACAAGAUUUACCAUUUGCCAAUGGUAGGGUUGAAGCCAUGGGUAGAAUUACUGAGCCACUCAAGUUUAGGUUGGAGAAAGAUGACCUGAAAGUUGUUACUUUAUUUCCGGUGCAUCAGGCCAGUAAUGUUCCAAAGAACUUAUUAAUUGUAUUGCAAAAAGAAUUCAACUAUGUAAUUGAAGAGGGAAUCACGUAUCCCCAUCACCAAAUUAUGGAUUUUGAGGAUUUCGUUCAAUACUGGUUUAGUGCAUUUGUAGCUGUUUUGCUUGAAGGAGAAUGGGACACGUUGGGUGAGAAAGAUUUGCCAGAAUCAUAUUGGAAGUCAGUUUUCUUGGGUAAUUUCUACGUGAAACCAAAUUAUAUUGGCAGAUGCUCUCAUGUAUGUAAUGCUGGGUUCAUUGUCAACCACAACAAGAGAGGAUUGGGAAUUGGCAAGGAAUUGGGCUCUAAGUAUUUAGAUUGGGCCCCAAGAUUGGGGUAUAUUUACUCUGUGUUUAAUCUUGUUUUCGAAACCAACGUAGCGAGCUUAAAAAUAUGGGAUUCAUUAGGCUUUGAAAGAAUUGGAUACGUUAAAAAUGUUGCUAUUCUUAAGGGAUAUAAUUAUUUUGUUGGUGCUCAUAUGUAUGGCAAGGACUUAGUGUGA